Paramuricea clavata is the source of this 8770-nucleotide messenger RNA. NCBI's taxonomy places the organism in Eukaryota, Metazoa, Cnidaria, Anthozoa, Malacalcyonacea, Plexauridae. The record is from the annotation of a GenBank genome assembly.
GGGUUGUUUACGUUGGGGAUACUGUUGUUAGUGUUUAAGAAACCAACUACAGUUGAUGGUACUUUACAAGCUAAACAUAUUGUUCUCUAUGAAUCAAUUGGUGGAGCUGUAGAGGCAAGUGUAUUUUUUUCGUUUUUACAUCUCGGGGAGCGUGGGUGGCAGAUGCAGUCAGCGUUAAUAAUGUACAUAUGAAGAUAGGGUAUAUUAAAGUUAUAGAUUAGAGUUAUUAAGGUUUUUGUUUUCAGCAUCGUCUCCAGGGGCUUUUAAUUGUGCACGCAGUCGCGUGAAGAACACGCAGGAGGACACGCGUGGGGGGGAAUGGAAAAUUCGAAGCGGAAGCGCCUGGCGGAAUUUGCAAAUGAAAUUUCAACGACGAUAUUGACAAAGGCAUUCUUUUAAUCCUCUCCCGCAGCGCCCUGCGUCCUGCCGCGAAAUCCCACGAAGUCGCGUGGGUGAGGCGUGAGUCAGUUGGAGCCUGGGGAUGAGGCUGGUUUGAAACAGAUUUGAAGUUCUUGAAGACUCAUAAUAAGUAUACUGUAGUAGUCCCCUCCCCUUUCCUUCGCCCAGAAAAAAAUUCUUAAUAUUGGAUGUCGAACACUUUUUUCAUAAUUAUAGCCUCAUGGCUCGGGUGAAUUGAGACCUGUCCAAAUGGCAUGAAAUAGAUAUCAAAGAGCUUACGCAAGGAAGUCAAAUAUGCGAAGACGACGGCUAUUAAUACAGUGAUAUUAAUCAAUAAUAAGAAAUGUAUCUGGUAAUUAAAAAUCUAUCGGGGGGUUUCAGACGUCGUCCUAACGUCGUCCAAACUCUGCUGACAACGGCUAAAUACUUAUUUUCACGUAUCGUGUAUUAGUAUAUAGUUCGCUAGCAUUUCAAGCCGUGACAGGUAAGACAGCGCGACGUCAGGACGACGGCUAAAUAAACUGUUUGGAAAUAUGGAAAUUUUUUCUUGCAUUUACUUUCGUAUGAAUAUAAUACCGUUUCAAAAGGUUAAAACGGAGCUUUUACCCUUCAGAGCGAUUUUGAUCACCUCUGCCAAAUAAAAUCUGGUAGAGGUGAUUCAAUCGUUUUAAUCAGAGGUAAUUUAACAAUUAUAUGUCUUAUCGUUGGAUAUAGCCGUACUCAACUUAGCCAGACUAGCUGCUAGUGUUAUCCUUCAAAUUCCUUUGUGUCGAACUACUACUUUCCAAUCAUCUUCCUUUAACCGUCUUGUCAAACCCUGGAACACCGUGUGUAAGGAUGUUGGUCCUGCAUGACACUUUCUCCAGUCCUAUUGCUUUUACGACCUUUCUUAAGCGUGAUUCAAUUCACAUCUUGUUCAGAUAGUCUUCACUUCCUAACAUACUUUCUCUUUCUUAUAAUUCAUUCUUUCCGAAUUAAUAUACAGUAUACACUAAUAUGUUUAACAUUUAAGUACGUCAAAUCUAAAUUGCUAACAUGUGCCUUGCAUGGGUCCUUUUUCAAGAGUUUAUACCUUGCUUUUUUAAUCUUCUAUUUAUAAGUUAUCUAUUUUUAUGUAACUUGUUAUUGUCAGGGGCGAAACGUGAGGGGGGUAGGGGGGUGUGACCCCCCCCCCCAAAUACGAAUCAUCUAGAUUGGCAGGAAUAUCCGGAAAAAUUUCCCCCCCCCACCAAGGGGCUAGUUUCGCCCCUGGUUAUUGCUUGUUAUUCUUAGACUCGAUAAUUAUUGUAUGCAUUAUUGAUCCAAAUGAAUUUGCGAAAACAAACUUACUAAAGCCCCAGUUUAACUGAGUGUGCUAAUACUCGACAAGCUUUAUUUACAAUAAUUUAUUUGAAUGAUCAUGAGUUGUUUUUAGCAUGCAGUCGUCACCGUUGCAUCCAUCCCACAUCUAAAGGUCUCUCCAGUUACCUAAAUUAUUAAGAAAGUGUGUUGCUGUAGAUUUUGUAGCUGUAUAACUUUAAUAUUAGACUGGCAUUAAAUAUAUUUAUUGCAAACACAGAUUCGUAGACUAACAUCUGCUUUUUUUUAGAUAGUUGCGCUUUUUGGAUUUCUUGCCAGCGUCAUAUGGACAUUCUCAUUUGCGUUAGAUAUGUGUUUCCAGAUGUAUCAAAUUGAUUGGUACGUAGAAGCCUAUGUCAAUUGUGAGGAGUAUGGAUAUAGUUUCAUUGUCUAUAGAUUAGAGACAACUGCGGUGUGUCGACGGAUAUACAACUACCUGAAAAAUUUAAGCAGAACUUGGACGUAUUCGAGCGAAGGCCCUUCGUCAGGAAGUUACUUAUAACUUAUUGUCUCACUAACUUUCCAACGAAGGGUCUUGGCUCGAAACAUCGAAUUUUGCUUUUAUUUUUUCAUGUAUAGCUCUUCAUAUAUACUGCAGCUGUUUGUUGUGCACCGAUGCAUUAAAUGGUAGCUUUAAAACAACUAUUGAACAUUUAGCACUUAGAAAACUAUAAUCUAUAUUAUAGUUUUCUAAGUGCUAAAUGUUCAAUAGUUGUUUUAAAGCUACCAUUUAAUGGGCCAAUUUUACUCGAAACCUUAGUAACUUACUUCUUCGCUGGUUGUUAUAUACUUUAAAAUAAUUCUGUAGCUCAUAUUUUGACCAAAUUUCGCCCUCAUUCGAGCGCCAAAACGGAUUCAAAUGCCUAUUAGGUGUCCAGAUGAUUCCAAAUAGGAAACAUGGACGGUAGACGCUUCAGGGCAAAAACCAAUACGUAAUAUUUCGUAAAUUUCUGAAAAGUGUACAGCAAGUAUAUACAUGCUACUACAAAACAGACACGUAGUUCCAAGAUUAAUUUACCUUCAUUCGCUCCAUUUUCUUCCACAAGUCAUCAUAUUUCAAUGUGUAAAUAAAUAUAUAAAUCAUAAAUUUUAACCCCUCUUUACCGCCAUAUUGGAUUGUCUCGCGACCAAGACAUGAUUUGUAAUUACGUAAUUUUUGGUAAUACUAUAGUCGCUGAUUGGCUAAGUUAACAGUGAACAGCUAACAGUUAACACGUCGAUAGCAUAUAAUUAUAAUAUAUUACUUAAAGGCACAGUGCAGCCUUUUGAAUGAUGGUUUUUAAGGCGCAUUUCAGCCCUUUUAAUUGAAAAAACUAACUAGGAAAAUCAAUUAAGCAUGAUUCAAAAUCAGCAAACUCAAUGUUUUUAACAAUAAAAAUGUUUUAAAAUGUUAAAAACAUUAAGUUUGCUGAUCUUGAAUUAUGCUUAAUUGAUUUUCCUAGUUAGUUUUUUCAAUUAAAAGGGCUGAAAUGCGCCUUAAAAACCAUCGUUCAAAAGGCUGAACUGUGCCUUUAAUAGAUUCAAAACGUGCUCAUGAUGUAAUUGAAAUCAAAAGAGUGCACAUGUUGUCAUGUGUGUUGCAAGUGUCAAAGUCGACAUUAUAGACCAAUGUCAUUAUAGACCAAUCGUGUAUUUGCUCAUAAAUAUAUUGCAUUAUUGGACGAAAGGACUGGAGCUGUUAGUGCAGUGAAUAUGCAUUCUGUUCAGUGUUGUAUGUUCCAGUUCUUCGCCUUCUGUUGGUUGUAUACCAAGCAUGUUAGCUUAACGCUACGUGAAUGAUUCAAAAUUGAAUUCUCAUCUUCUCACUCCAAAGCGUUUAUUUUUUUUAGUCCUAUGGUGGUUUAUCAUAUUUUGUCCUGGUGUAUACCACUAGAUUUUGUUGCUGUUGUCCAAGUAGUGAAUUUCGUAAUAUGGCCAGACGUGUAAGUAUAUUUAUACAGUGCUUGCGACUGCGGUUUUAUGUUGCUUUUAACCAUUUUAAGAAAUAGAAAAUAUUUUCCGUGUUUCUAUAGAGUUUUAGUAUAAAUUCAGUAUUGAAACUGGCUCUCAAGCGUUCUGAUUGGCUCCCUCAGCAGUACCUCUGAGGCAGCAGUACCUCUCAGACUGCUCUGAGCAGUAACUAUAUAUUCUGGUUAAAUUUAACCCAUUUCCUGGAUAAAAAUUAUCAAUUCGACAAAAAUUUGGUACACUUUUUUGGACUUUUAACCAGGAAAAUGGUUAAUUUUUUUUAACCAGACUUGUGUAGGUGGAUUUUUAACCCCCGUACUGGUUGAAUUAACCCAAAUUUAACCAGAGUGUUUUUAGAGUGUAGUAAAUAUGAUUAAGAACGAUAGUGAACAUGAUUAAUUAAAAACGUCGCGAGGAAAUUUUUUUUAAAAGACAAGGACAAAGUAAAAUUAAUUAAAAUAUCUUACCUUGGUAAACAGUCAAACAGAUACAACGUAUGCUGUAUUAUAAUUUGUGCCUUUAUAGGUCUUCGCUUUCUAAGUUAGCAAAACGUUCCCAUUUUGUGACGGUUCUUCGGCAUUUUUGGACGUUUUCCAACUUUUUUCAAUAAUUAAAAAUUGUUUGUAUUUUGUCUUUUAAACUCGAUCCCGCGCAAUCCACGCAACCUGCGCGAAAAUUCCCGUGUUUCUAUCGAGUUGUUGAGCUUUUGACCACAGCGCCCGUGUUUUUAAAAGGCUAUUUUAUAAUGAUAUCAUAUAUUAUUCAUAUAUAGUUAUAAUGCAAUAACAUGCACAUAAUUAUAUAACAUUAUGUACUAGAUAAAACAUGAGCAGCCGAUCUGUAUCUGAUAUACAAACUCGAGCCGAAGGCGAGAGUUUGUAUAUCAGAUACAGAUCGGAUGCGAAUGUUUUAUCGUACUUAAAAAAUGACCCAUCUUAUGAGUUCAUUGGCGAAGUAAUUUUAAAAAUAAACAUUGUCUAAGGCGAGAAAAUCAAAGCUGAAGUUUAUGUAAAUCAGGACAAAUCUUUAUCCGAUUUACAGACAUUGAUUAAACAUUCAUUUCUUUUGUAUUUUCCUCGUGAAUUAUUAAUGAUUUUUUAAAUAUUAAUAUACAGUAUAUACCGUGCAUAAAUUGACUGGACAAGCACCUACAGCACGAAGAGAUUUAAAUUUGUGAAUGCCAGUAAAGUGUAGCCAUAUAACACAAUAUUUUGUGCGUAGAAAACGAGUCGAACACUGAAAUGUUCAGGAACAAGGUUAUUGCAAACCAUUUCCUAGUUUCCCCAAUUAUUAGCUUUGUGCUUACUGAAAAUGCAGUAGAACAUCCCAUGCAUGGUGACUAUAUAUUAAUUAUGUGAAAAGUCAAUUGCAUGCAAAUCAAUUAGCCUUUCUCACGAUGACUAUAUCCGCCAAUCAUUUUUGGGUGGCAUCUAAUUCUCGUUAACCAAUGCAAACAAUUAAAAUAAUGUGAAAAGCAGUUUUCCAAAAUAAACUAACAACAUUUACAAAGUAAAUUUACCAUCAUUCGUCCGGCAAAAAAUUAUAAAAAGUCGCUGUUAUGUGAACUUAUCUCGCAGACUUCGGCUGAAAAGCCCUCCCAAAAAUGGCGGCGUGCACGAGAAAGGCCAGCAACACUCUACUGAAAGUCGUGCAGUCAGACAUGGGUUUUGUCCAUGCAGAUACUACAGUUUUCGCCGGUUUCCGCCCACAGAAAAUGUUGACAUGGUGGGUUGGGUUUAACCACACUGUCUCUGCAUGCAACCACUGCUGUAUGACAUGUGCUCCAUGAUCAGACAUGAGUCACACUGUGGCGACCAGAGGUGCUUUAGAAAGCCUUCGGCUCGAUGAGGUUGAACAGCUUAACUCUCAGCUGCAUGCAAGUAUUCAGAUUUGCUCCCAAUGCAUCGAAUAUCGAUUACAACAAGCACGAUCUUUAAAUUUACAUCCUUUUCAUUCGGUGAACUCAAAAUUUUUUGAGGUGCUGUGCAUGGUGACAUGCAUGAUAAUGUUUUGUUAUAAUUUCAGCUGUGAAGGCUUCCACGGCAGUCAAUCAAGGUUGAUCAUAUCUUAUUUACCAGUGAUGAUUGUAAUGUUUGUUAAUCCUAUCUUAUUCCUUGUUACUUAUAGAAAAGGUAACCGGUGAGCGUUUAUAGAUUAUCGUUUUCAUGCAUAAUAUAUGUGAUUCAAUUUGAUCACGUUUAACGGUUUGCGAUUACCUGUAUCAAAAAUUGUUUUACCUACAGUUCUGAAUGACAACUUGACUGACCUCGAUAUCUCAGUGUCCAGUCAUGUCCAGUGGUGCCUAAAUUACUUUGAAUUUGUACUUGAGUAAAAGUAGAAGUAAUUAACAAUAAAACGACUUGAGUAAGAGUAAAAAGUACCGAAGGCAAAACGUACUUAAGUAAAAAGUACAGUUUUUAAGUAUCCUUAAAAAAUACUUGUAGUACAAAGUAAAAGUAAAAGUACUAUUGUCUAUAGCGUGUAGAGGGGGGGGGGACACUGGGGGGGGGGCUUCUCCAAUGGAUUGACAUACAAAAGACACAAAACAGCACACGCAUUAUAUGCGUGCACCAUAAUAACGGCUUAUUGACCUCGCUUGUUCGGUCUGUACUGCGAAAUAGCAGAUCAAGAUUUUUAGUGUGGACCGAGCGACGAAAGAGCGAGGUCCAUGCAAAAAACAGAGGUCUGAUAUUUCACAGUACAGACCGAACAAGCGAGGUCAAUAAUCGGUUUAUUAUAUUGCUGAACUGAGUCUGUGAGCAUAUGCUUUUCGCGCGAAUCAAAUGGGCUAUCGUCAGUUUCACUGGGUAACAAUAUACGGUAGGCAUGCAUGCUCAAUCAAAAACAAUUUGGUUGUUUGAAAUUUUUAUCUGUAAAUUUUAAUGACACACAAUUGGAAAAUUAAAAAGCAAAAAUUUUUUCUGUUUGCAAAGCAAAAAUUUCCCGCCAGAUAAACAACAUCCGGGACACCGGUCCAGAUACGAAAAAUACGGACACGGUCCGGAUAUGGGUUUUUACGGACUGCUUGUCAACCAAUCAGAAUAGAGAAUUUUGAAAAGCCAUAUAAUAAUAUACAAUAUUUCACGGCAUGGUCUACUUUCCAGACCCCGUUGAAGAUAUAUGAAAUCCAUUAAAUAAAUAAUGCUUAUAUGUAGAGGUUCUAUUACCCGAUCCCAAAAUUAAAGUAUAUCGGGAAUAAAUCACGUAAAAUUAAACAAAUGUGAGAAACUAAUGAAAUACUUCGCCACAAAAUGAAAAUAACGAAGUAAAACGUUACUUCUUAAAACAACUUCGUUCCAAGUAAAAGUACUCGAGAAAAAGUUUACUUUGUUACAUGCUCACUUCUCAAAAAUAGUACUCAAGUACAGUAACGAAGUACAUUUACUUCGUUACUUGACACCACUGGUCAUGUCGUUAGGGAAUGUGAAUAGGUGUCUAGCCAUUAAUUGGGCAUGCAGUAUAUAGAGCGUCCAUGCAUUAACUAAAGAUGGGGUUAAGUCUGUUCUGCGCAUGUGCUAUGUGAGAACCCUCUGGGACCGGUUGCAUGAAAAUGUAGUUACAGUUAUCUACAGUUAAUGCAAAAGAUAAGUUCAGUGGCGUAGCCAAGGGAGGGGGUGGGUGCGGUCGCCCCCAAACCGUUUCAUAAAAAGUUCAAAUCCGGCAAGAUAUUGGGGGGGGGUGGUGGUUGGGGGAGGUCAGGUGAGGUAAGCAAGGAGUCAAAUCCAAUUAAUAGUAAUUAAUUGUUGAAAACCUGGUACAAAUAAACAUUUGUAGAUUGUGUAUUGUGCCUUGCUCCAAUGUGUAAUAAUAACAGAAUUUUGUGAUAAAUGACAUUCUAAUUACAUCACUGAUGUUAACCAAUCAAAUUCACGUAUUUUAGCGUUAACUAUACUAUUUAACUACAAAAUGGUGGUUAAAAAGUAGUUAAUAGUUUUAUACAACCGGUCCCUGGUGUAAACAAGAUCCAAAUUUAGCGUUGUUACGACAUUUUCUGAAUUAAAACUCUGAUCUAUAUAUAUUAUAUAAUUUAAAAGCAUACGGUGAACCAUGCAGAACGGUGUUGGACAUUAACUCACUAGACAAAUAUGUCAGGAAAUAUAUGUAACUGACAUGAAUGCCAUUAUGUACAUUUCGAUAACAUUCAGUGAAAACAUGUAAUGCAUUUAAACAUCGGCUCAAGUCCGUUCGGCGGAUGUGCGGUUUGUUUAUAUAUAUUUCAGUUGUCUUUUUCAGCACACUAAGCUAUAUAUACGGUAUAUUCAUAAGAGGGUCCUGAAGGGGGGGGGGGGUUCCAAUCCCAUUUCCCACCUGAAAUUUUGGCAAAAUCCCAGUCCCAGUUGGAUUUUUAUUAGAAAUCCCAGUCCCAGUUAUUGAAAUCCCAGUCAAUAAAAAACCCUUUAUUUAUCGGUAGAAUAAACAGUUUUAAGACCUUUUAAGCAAGUGGCGGACACUUUAUGAAAUAUUAGGGGGGGCUCGUGCCGAAGGCACGGAAAAUUUUUAAAUUUGAAUCCCGGAAAUGGCAUUUGCAGCAUUCUGAGACACGCAUAAUCAUAAAACCCAGAAUUCCGGGCGCCAGAGUAUGCCUGUUCGCAGGUAGUGCUGUGAAUAAUAUAGUUAACAACAAAAAUCAUGACCAAAGACACCAAAAACGGAUCAAAAUUGUAUUUUAAAAUACUCAAAACGCAGAAAAAUUGGGAAUCGACUCGCAUUACCUCAAUCCCAUUCCCAUUUUUGAGGACUUCAUUUCCCAUUCCCAGUGGCCAAAUCCCAGUCCCAGCAACCCAAAUCCCAUUUUCCCAGUCUAAAAACAGAUCAAUCCCAGUUCCCAUUUUACCCCUUCAGGACCCUCUCAUAAAAUAUGAUGUAGUUAGUAAAAAUAUAUAAUUAAUUAAAUGUCUUUCUUGCAGUUAAGCAGCUGUUGAGAAGUUCUGGGAGCUUCACAGUUGAAGACAGACAAGCUCUAAAUGUUUGCAAAUGGAAAUUCUUUUGGAUAAUGGCUGCGUUUACAAUAUGGUAUAUGACCAUGCAUAUUUUAGAAAAUAAUCACAACGCUGAAGAGCUAGUGAAGUAUAAUUUUAUUGUUUGA